This is a messenger RNA of Gadus morhua (Atlantic cod), 3020 nucleotides long. RefSeq names its product sodium/potassium/calcium exchanger 1. The transcript is spliced from 3 exons. Bases 197 to 2068 code for a protein of 623 amino acids. The record is from RefSeq and is a predicted model, not a curated record. NCBI's taxonomy places the organism in Eukaryota, Metazoa, Chordata, Actinopteri, Gadiformes, Gadidae.
UCCUCUCGCCUCCCCCUCUCUCUCCAGGAGCGAGUGAGGAGGAAGCAUAGGAUGAACUCCAUGACCUGAGAGUUCAGAGUCCUACGCCCGACCAGAGAAGAGAGACCGGAGAGAGAGACCGGAGAGAGAGACCGGAGAGAGAGCCUGGGACUGAAGGGGCUCCUAUUCGCUUCAUUCUUAACUUUCUGUUUUCAAAAUGGCGGCAACUGAAGCCAGCGCGGCUCCGGUUGUCCAGGAAGAUGGAAAGGCGGCAGAAACCACGGCAACAGAGCAGGAAACCAAGGCAACGGAAGCGGAGCCGGUUGUCCCCGCCCCCUCAGAGACUGUGAGCGACGAGAAGGCGGGAAAGGAUGGGGAGGUCGCCGCCGGCAACGCCACAGAGAACAAGGAGACGGUGGCCAACGACACGGCAGCGGGAGGAGGCGAAGAAGGAGCAGGUGAGGAGGCCCCCCCCUCCUCAGAGAACCCCCCCUCCUCCACAGAGCCCAAGACCUCCUUCCUCGACUCCUUCCUGAACAAGAGCGGCCUGGGCAAGGUGAUGAGCAGGAAGAAGAAGGAGGAGGAGCCCGGAGCCGACAAGGAGCCGGAGAAAGGAGAGGAGGCAGCGCCGGGGGCCGAGGGAGGGGCCGAGGAGAACGGGGAGAAGGGGGAGGAAGAGGAGAAGAAGGAGGAGGAGGAGGAGGAGGAGGAGAAGAAGGAGGAGGAGAAGAAGGAGGAGAAGAAGGAGGAGAAGGCCAGGUCCUCCGUGAGGGACAUGAUCCGUAACCCGGUGGCCCGCAUGUUCUCCCACCGCAGCACGGACAAGAAGGAAGGAGGCGCAGAGGACGCGCAGCCCAAAGGCCUGACGGUCCGCUCCCGGUCCCUGGACCGCCUGGAGCCCCCAGAGGAGGCCCCGGCCGCCUCCUCCUCCGACGCCCCGCCCCCCGAGGGAGGCGCCGAGGAGGAGCAGAAGGCCUCCGCCGCCGCCGCCACCUCCUCCACCAAGCACAUGAAGCGCUGGCACUCCUUCAAGAAGCUGAUGGCGCAGAAGGCCCACAGGAAGGGCGGGGCGGGCUCGGUGGGGGAGGAGGUGAGGGAGGAGGAGGGGGAGGGCGGGGGCGACUCCUCCACCCUGGACUCUAAGGAUUCGGGGCAGAAGCGCUGGAAGCUGAAGCGGUCCUGGACCUUCCAGGGCCUGAAGAGGGACCCCUCCAUGGUGGGGCUGAGCAGCAAGGCCAAGGAGCCGGAGGAGCCCCCCGCCGAGGGGGAGGGCGCUGAGGGGGAGGGCGGGGAGGGGGCCGAGGAGAAGGUCGACGGGGAGGAGGAGGCCCCGGGGGAGGGCGGCGAGGAGAAGGAGGCGGGGGCGGAGGAGGCCAAGGCGGAGGGCGGGGCGGAGGAGAAGGCGGGGGCGUCGGGCGGGACGGUCGGCCAGCACGCCAACGAGAUCUGGACCUCCUUCAAGAAGCGCGUCAUCCCCAAGUCCAAGCGGCCCGCCGCGGAGAGCGCCCCCGCAGGAGAGGAGGAGCCCGCCGCCACCGCCGCCGCGCCAGCAGGUGAGGAGGCUGAGGAGGGGAAGUGUGCGACGGCCAAGCGCUCCAAAAUCGGCCGCGCCAUGUCCCUGAAGAACUUCAUCAUGAGGAAGGGCAAGACCUCCAGCGUGGAGCUGGGCGAGGGCGCCAAGGAGGAAGGGGGCGAGGGCAAGGAGGAGGAGGGAGGAGACACCGCCGCCAAGGAGGGGGAGGAGCCAGCGGUCGCCGGAGAGGCGGUCCCCGCGGCGGCGGCGGAAACCAACGACGCGCCCGCGUCAGCGGAGCAGGCGGCCGACGAGGCGGCUAAGGAGGCGGAGCCGGCCAAGGAGCUGGAGCCGGCCAAGGAGGCGGAGCCCGAGAAGCCGGCGAAGGCGUCCGAGACCCCGGUGACCAACGGGGAGAACGGCUGCACCAACGGCGACGAGCACGGGACUCACAAUCACCAUGACGACGAGCGGGAGGCGGAGCCCAGCCCGAUGAAGAAGGGCAAGGAGGAGCCUAAGGCCCAGAUCAUCAGCAGCAGCGCGCCCCUCAGCGACCAAAAGGCGGGAAACGUGUGAGGCUACAAAGAGGAUUAAAACGGCCGGGAUUCGCUGAGCAAGGAUCUCUGGCCCCGCCCCUAUACCCCGCCCCCUCGGCCCGCCACCCCUCCUCCCUCUGAAUAUACAGGAGUAAUCAUGUAAACGCCACUGGUCGUCAUGGUGACAGAGAUGCAAUCCAUGUAGAUGAAGAAAAAAAUGAAAGAAAUACUCAGAAAGCAAUAAUUCAACCAUCCCUCCCUCCCUCCCUCCCUCCCUGCCUCCCUCCCUGUCUCCCUGUCACCCCCCUCCCAGUCCCCCUCCGUCCCUCCCUCUCUCCCUCCCUCCCUGUCUCCCUCCCUCCCUGUCUCCCUCCCUACCCCCUUUCCACCCGACCAUCCAUGUACAUUUGAUUUGUAUUUUCUUUGUAUCAUUUCUUGCUUGUCUAGUGAGAUUUUAUAUUUGUCUACGAGAAGAAGAAGAAGAAGAAGAAGAAGAAGAAGAAGAAAAAUGUAAAAAACCUGAAUCAUUCCGGCUCGCGGUUCGCCGGAGCAGGAGCCGGGCGAGAGAGAGACUGUUAGUUUUCUAUCGGAGGCCAUUUUGCUUUGUAGCCCCUGACCCCAGUAGAUGUUUGAUGGAGUGCUCCAUGGUCACGACGGUAUAACCUGCCCUCGGGCCCGCUGACCCCUGACCCCUCCCAUGGAGUGUGACGUCACACUGCCAACUCUGUGUUCAAUGUUUUUAGACUGUUAAAAUUAAAUUGUGUACAUGAAGGAAGAAAAAAAGAGAACCAGUACCAUAACAUAUGGAAAGUAAGAUGUUUUUUUGUUACUUUGUGGUUUUGUUUUUUAAAAACACAUCUCACCGUAUCACGGUCUGAGGAUUUACUGUAAUGACAAAAAAAAAACAAUGUUUUGUUGGUCAAGUUUUCACAUGUUCGCUAGCAAAUUGUCCCCAAAAAAUAAGUACAAUAAAGAUUCCAAUCGAACGACGA